AAAAAUAAGAACAAUUAUUGUGUAGCUUUGUCUGCGUGUGACGUUAGCGGAAGUUUGACAGCUAGCAGGUGUCGGUGUGUUGUGUGCAGUAAUGUAAUUGACUGCGGGGAAAUUACUUGUAAAUAUUAACGAGUGUGCUUUGCUUAAGUACCUCAAUUUACUGUAUAGAUUGAGAGUUUGUUAAGUCAAGUGACUCCUGUGUUUGGGAUACGAUAAGCCUUCCCUUUCUCGCUAAAUCGAUUAUUUUAGGUUAUUGCUAAAUUAGUUGGUCGGACAUUCCCAGCACUGUAUCAACAGUCAAACAGUUGUACGGGAAGCUCAAUGCCCUUGAGCAAAGUACAAAGUCUGCACCUCCGCCAGUAUCCACUGAUCAGUGCACUCAACAAGCAGCAGCUCUCAAAGGACUUUAAAACAGCUGGAGAAGGAGACAUUGCCACGCGCUUGGAGGGUUAGGACCAGAGCAUGUUUGUGACUGUGCUCCUGCUCCUGGUCACUCUGUGUGUCCAGGGAGGAAAUGGCGAAGAAAGAGCAGAGGCACAGAGACCCGGCCAUGUUUCGGUGGUGAUCGUGGGAGGCACAGGGGACCUGGCAAAGAAGUACCUGUGGCAGGGCUUCUUCGAGCUGUACGAAAACCAGGUCAGUAGUGGAAACACUUUCUCCUUCUAUGGCGGAGGACUGUCACCUGCCGAUGCGGGCAAACCGGUCCUCUUUGAGAUCCUAAAGGCGGUUGCCUGCUCAAAGGAUGCAUCACAGGAGCGCUGUGCUCUGCUGAAAGAGCAGCUCCUGCGGCUCGCACAGUAUCGGCAGCUGAAGACUCUAGAGGACUACCAGGAUCUGGCCAAGCACAUUGAGCAAGAGCUACAGCAGGAGGGAAUAACAGAGGCAGGCAGGCUCUUCUACCUCUCAGUACCAGCCUUUGCAUAUGCAGACAUUGCUGAUAAGAUAAAUAAUAGUUGCAGGCCAAACAGCGGGGCGUGGCUGAGGGUGGUGCUGGAGAAACCUUUCGGACAUGACUUCAGGAGUGCUCAGCUACUUGCGUCUCAGCUCGGGAGCUCCUUGAAGGAUGAAGAAAUGUACAGAAUCGACCAUUACCUGGGGAAGCAGGUGGUUGCAAAUAUACUUCCAUUCAGAGUAGAGAACAAUAAGUUUCUGGAUCCCAUCUGGAACAAGCACCACAUCGAGAGAGUGGAGAUCGUAAUGAAAGAGACCCUCGAUGUUAAAGGUCGUAUUCCCUUCUAUGACCAGUACGGGGUGAUCAGAGAUGUGCUACAGAACCACCUGACUGAGGUCAUGACCCUGUUGACCAUGAGGCUUCCCAUGAAUCGAAGCAGCAGUGAGGAAGUCCUCCAAAACAAGCUGCAGAUCUUCAGUUCCCUGCUGCCUAUUGGAAAGAAUCAAGCGGUGGUCGGCCAAUACCAAGCGUACAAAACAUCCGUUCAGCAGGAGAUGAAUAAGACAAAAGAUCACGUCAGUCUCACGCCAACAUUUGCAGCUGUACUGGCACACAUCGAUGAGGCCCGGUAUGAAGGUGUGCCAAUUCUUUUGAUCUCAGGGAAGAUGUUAGAUGAGCGGGUGGGAUAUGCACGAAUUCUUUUCAAGAAUGACGUGUUUUGUCUUCAAAACCACAACAGCGUUCACUGCAAGCCCAAACAGAUCGUUUUCUACUUUGGGCAUGGCAGCCUUAAAUAUCCAGCAAUUCUUGUGAGUAAGAAUUUAUUCAGGCCCGUUUUAAUGGGCGGUGAGUGGAAGGAAGUGACUGAGCAUACAGAUGUCAAUAUUCUAGGUUUGCCUAUUUCCGACUAUUACGUUCAAACUCCGACAGAGCAGAGGGAAGCUUAUUCAGAACUUAUUUCUCACAUAUUUGCUGGACGUAAGAAUAGUUUUAUUAGUGCUGAAAACCUGCUGGCCUCCUGGGGCUUAUGGACACCACUGCUCAGUAGCCUAGCCAGCUCUUUUCCACGCAUCUACCCCGGGGGUGCCGACAACGGAGACAUGCUCGACGUCCGUGUGAAAGGGAAAGACAUUGUCUACAGCAGUGACGUGGUGAUUAUCAGCCCCGAUCAGAUGGGUGGCACGUCAGCAAACGGUUUCCAAGUGAUGCAAGGCAAAUUUCGUAGUGGUGACAUGGUGUCGGCCUGGGCUGAGGAGCUGGUGGAGAGGCUAGCUGCAGACAUUCAGGAAGCAGCGGAGGCAGCGGUGCAUGAGGGCGGUGUUUUCCAUCUUGCCCUCUCUGGUGGGUCCACUCCUAUCGCUUUGUUCCACAGGUUGGUCCUGCACCACUUCUCCUUCCCCUGGAGGAACACCCAUGUGUGGAUGGUGGACGAGCGCUGCGUGCCACUGACUGAACUGGAGUCCAACUUCCACAGCAUGCAUGAACAUCUGCUGCAACAUGUGAGGAUACCCUAUUACAACAUCCACCCCAUGCCAGUGCAGCUCAACCAGCGUCUGUGUGUGGAGGAAGACGCAGGAGCGCUGCUGUAUGAGAAAGAGGUCAGCAAGUUAGUUAAUGGCUCCAGCUUCCACUUUGUACUGCUGGGGGUCGGCCAUGACAGCCACACUGCCUCUCUGUUCCCGGGGAGUAAAGUGGCUGAACUUGGGGAGAGUCUGGUGGCCAUCACUGAGAGCCCUGUCAAGCCUCAUCAACGCAUGAGCCUCACUUUCAGUGCCAUUAACCGAGCACGCACAGUUGCUCUUUUAGUGAUGGGCAAAGGCAAGCAUGAACUCAUCACCCAGCUGAGCCGAGUGAAGGACAACCCAGACAAGUGGCCUGUCACCGGGGUGAAGCCUGCUGACGGCAGACUCGUUUGGUACAUUGACUACGACGCACUUUUAGGAUAGGAAUGACAUUUGUAACAUUGUUUGUGGAGCUGCUUUAAUUGGACAGCUGAUUGGUGGAAACGUAUGAGCCAGUACUUAAAGGACCAGUGGUUUUACAUGUUUUAGCUUAUUAACCACAAAUGUACUUUAACGGUAACUCUCUCUAUGACGCCCAUGUCUAUAAUGCAUUAUAAAUGACAUAUAAUCUGCAUAAUCAUAUUUAUAAGCACUCAAAUAUU
This is a messenger RNA of Cottoperca gobio, 3056 nucleotides long. It is a transcript of the gene h6pd, whose product is annotated as hexose-6-phosphate dehydrogenase (glucose 1-dehydrogenase). The coding region runs from base 463 to 2838 and encodes 791 amino acids. Gene Ontology annotation, cellular component: endoplasmic reticulum. Gene Ontology annotation, biological process: pentose-phosphate shunt; glucose metabolic process; pentose-phosphate shunt, oxidative branch. Gene Ontology annotation, molecular function: glucose-6-phosphate dehydrogenase activity; 6-phosphogluconolactonase activity; NADP binding. The transcript has 6 exons. Lineage: Eukaryota; Metazoa; Chordata; Actinopteri; Perciformes; Bovichtidae. The record is from RefSeq and is a predicted model, not a curated record.